Messenger RNA from Juglans microcarpa x Juglans regia, 1407 nucleotides. Its product is annotated as THO complex subunit 4D-like. The transcript has 7 exons. The record is from RefSeq and is a predicted model, not a curated record. Gene Ontology annotation, molecular function: mRNA binding. Bases 318 to 1199 code for a protein of 293 amino acids. Gene Ontology annotation, biological process: mRNA export from nucleus. Gene Ontology annotation, cellular component: nucleus. Lineage: Eukaryota; Viridiplantae; Streptophyta; Magnoliopsida; Fagales; Juglandaceae.
CCAAACCCAAACCCGAUCAAGCAAUGGAAAAGUCGUCAGCAUGCUUUUUCAGAUAUAAACCCUAACCUCUCUCCGUCAUAACUCUCAACUCUUUUCUUCUAUGCUUUAUUCUCUUCAAGGAUGUUUAAUCCUCGCCCCCUUCAUAACCCUACAAAUCUCGCUGGUCUUUUUGCUUUUUGCCCCCCCUCACCGCCACUAUCUCUGAAGCCCUAAUUAUUCCGCGAUCGUUUUCUUCUUUUGCUUGUCCACCUGCUUUUCGUGAUAAUCUCUAGGCUCAAUUUUCUCUCUUCAAGAUUAUUACUUGUACUGCUGAUAUUAUGGCUACUGCUUUGGAUCUGUCCCUUGAUGAUCUUAUAAAGAACAGAGGAUCCCGUGAGAGAGGUAGAGGACGAGGUAGGGCCCGCCGUGGUCGUGGACCGGGCAGGGCACCUAAUGGUGGAAGAAUGCCUGGGGCAGUUCGAAGAGGUCCUCUUGCAGUGAAUGCUCGGCCAUCAUCUUAUACAAUUGCCAAGUCUAUCCGCAGACCCAGGACUUUCCCAUGGCAGCAUGAUUUGUUUGAAGAGAGCCUUAGAGCUGCAGGGAUACCAGGGAUAGGAAUUGGCACAAAAUUAUAUAUUUCUAACUUGGAUUAUGGAGUGACUAAUGAAGAUAUAAGGGAACUUUUCUGCGAAAUUGGAGACCUGAAACGAUAUGCAGUUCAUUAUGACAAAAAUGGUCGCCCAAGUGGCUCAGCUGAAGUUGUGUAUACCAGAAGAAGUGAUGCAGUUGCAGCUCUUAAGCGGUAUAAUAAUGUCCUCUUGGAUGGUAAACCCAUGAGAAUUGAAAUUGUAGGUGCCAAUGCAGAAAUGCCUGUUUCAGCUCGUGUGAAUGUCACUGGAGUAAAUGGAAGGAGGAGAAGGACUGUUGUUAUGACGCCUGGAGCUGGUCCAAUUGGAGGCUCUGCUGCUGUUAAGCGUGGCUCUGGUCGGAAUCGUCUUGGGGGUACAAGUAGCCGUGGCCGUGGCCGUGGCAGUGGCCGUGCUCAGGUACAGGAUCUGGGUCGAGGUCGGGGUGGGAGCCGGGUCCGGGGCUGGGGCCGUGGCCGAGGCCAAGUCUGGGGACGGGGGCGUGGCUCUGAAAAUAAUCAACCUGUUGAGAUGUCUGUUGAUGAACUUAACGAGGACCUGGAUAACUAUCAUGCUGUAGCCAAACAUACUUGAAUUUUCAAGCCGUGAUAGCUGGGGAAACUGCUCUGGAAUUAAGCAUAUCAGUAGUAGCUAUGGGAGCUGUACAAAUUGUAUCUUUCUUUGUUGGCUUAUAUCCUUUUUGUUGCUUGGAGCUGUAGAUUGCGGGGUGUUUAAGCGUUAAUCAAACUGUUUGAAGAUUUUUAAAAAAGUUGUUUUGUUAAAAAAUUUACAUAUUUUAAAA